Messenger RNA from Fopius arisanus, 727 nucleotides. Its product is annotated as pupal cuticle protein Edg-78E. The record is from RefSeq and is a predicted model, not a curated record. The transcript is spliced from 2 exons. Bases 97 to 618 code for a protein of 173 amino acids. Gene Ontology annotation, molecular function: structural constituent of chitin-based larval cuticle. NCBI's taxonomy places the organism in Eukaryota, Metazoa, Arthropoda, Insecta, Hymenoptera, Braconidae. Gene Ontology annotation, cellular component: chitin-based extracellular matrix.
UUUUUAGGGAAAAUAAAUAGGGUAUAAAAAGAGGAGUGAAUUUUUCGGAGAGCAUCAGUCGAGGGAACGCUCCAGUAGCCGAUCAUCUCCAGGAGAAUGAAGAAUUUUCUGAUAUUAUUGGCUUUUGUGGUGGCGAUUUGCGUCUCGCAACCUGUGAAUAAUGUCCAGAGGAAAAAUAUUGCCGGACAGAGCCCAGGGCAAGUGUUCCAGGGACAGGUUCCAGUGGAGCACGUGCAGGUUCCCGUUGGAAUAAUAUCGCAGGAUUCUGAGGUAAAUCCCGACGGCUCUUUCCACAACGUCUGGGAGUCGGAGAAUGGCAUCAGAGUCCAGGAGGAGGCGUCGGUGAAGCUCCUGAGAGACAAUACUGUCGUUCAGACGGUCGUCGGACAGGUCAGCUACGUUGAUCCCGAGGGCACGCAAGUGGUACUGAGGUAUGUAGCUGAUGAGAACGGAUUUCACCCUGAGGGGGAACAUCUUCCGACACCACCGCCCGUUCCAACAGGCAUUGCCAGGGGCCUGGAGUGGAUUCAAGCUCAUCCACCUGUCGAGGAGACCAAACCCCUGGAGGAGACUCCCACCCAGGGGGUGUCCUUCGAAGCCAAUCGCCGUAAUAAUUAAAUCUUCAAAUUCUCAAUUCUUCACAUGUCAUUUUUAGGAUUUGACUGCCUUGUACACUAGAUUUUUUUUAGUGCACAUUAAAAAUAAAGACAUCAACUAUUUUACGAAA